AUGCACCAUACGUGCUCAGCGUUGCUACUUGCGCAUCCUCGGUUGCGCAACCUCCACACUUUCUCAGCUCUAACCGUACAUGCGUUACGCGUACCCUUCACUUAUCACCAGCCACCCCUGCUCUCUCAUUACCCCCUCUAUGCAGAGCUGGCCUACCCGCGGGUGAGCAUCAUAUUCCCUUCAGGCGGCGUCCUCACGGACCUCACGACGCCCUCCACGGGAGCCCUCUUCUCCGCCCAGCCUCUGCCGCUCUUCUCCUUCGCUGUCCUCCGUGAUGGCUGCGGCCGCGAGCUCUACUUCCGAGCCAACUUCUCCUUCACCAUGCUGUACGCCUCCGGCAAGACGGGCGGCGACGGGCUGGCGUUUGUGAUAUCCAGCACGGCCGCGGCCGGCACUCUGGGCGGCAUGGGGUAUGCAGGGAUGGGCAGGUCGAGCCUGGCUGUGGAGUUUGACACGUGGCAGAACAAGGAGGGCAAGGACGUGAGCGACAACCACGUGGGAGUGAACACCCACGGCAGCCCCGUUUCCAAAGUCGCAGUAAAGAGCAAGCUAGUGCUGAACAGUGGCACGCCGUACUUUGUGUGGGUGGAGUACAGCCCUGCAGGCAACGGCACGUUGAAUGUGUCCCUCUCCAAAACGCCCUCUCCCAAGCCUGCCAAACCACUGCUCUCCACGCCCCUCUCGCUGUGCGACGUCCUGGAGCCUACAGAAGACUCCAGUUCGUUCUACUUUGGGUUUGUGGCCUCGUCACGGGACAAGUUCACCCAGCAGCACACGGUUGGCAUCACAACCGUUGAGACAGGCAAGCCUGCCGAGGCCCGUGCUGCUGUCACAUUCUUUCAGUUUUUGCUAUCAUUGGAGCUUGCAGAGUUAGGAAUCACGUUUCCACCACCGUGUGUCACUCCAUCUCCUCAUUUUAUGUGCCCUCCUGUUUCCCACCACGUGUUCCAUCCCUGCUGCAUGCAGGCUAUGCUCCAGCCUCCACACUUUCACAUCGCCGAGCCCGUUUACGCACUACAUGAGCACGGGGUACGCGUGUCUGAGAGAGAAUCAAAAGUGACUCCCAUACAUGUUGUCCGCCUUCCCCUCCCCACAGCCACGGGCCUGCUGGUGUCAGAAGCCACGCUGCGCCCCGCCACCACCAGCCCCUUCACGCGCUACGUCAGCGCGGGGUACUCGCCGGCGCAGGACGGGCAGGCGGCAUGGACCACACGCAGCUACUCCCUGUGGAGCAACACGGGGCAGCUCUGGCAGGCCGCUGAUCAGGGCUUCUGUGUGGUGGCAAGCGUGGAGGCGGCAUAUGGCAUUGCGAGCAACAGCAGCAGCGGCAGCUACCCAUCCCUCUCAGUCAACUCGCUCUACUCACUCAUGGGGUUGCCGCGCUGCUCUGAGGGCUCCCCUUCCCUCGCGUUCAAGCGGCUGACUGAAGUGGCAGCCACCAGUGGCGGGCUGGAAGAGGCCCCCCCCUCCAAGGCUCCCGUCAGGGCUUUGGCUUUGGACCCCGCCACAACACUCGCGCGUCCAGUGGCGGGCUGGAAGAGGGCCCCCUCUCACCACCCUCCAAGUCUUCCAUCAGAGCAUCGGCUUCGCUUCGCCCCUCGCCACGACUCCUCCGGUAUGGCACCCUCCAUGGCUGCUGGCACUCGCUCUAUGGGCAUGGCUGCUGGCACUCGGUCAAUGGGCAUGGCCAUUCAUUAUGCACUCGCAACAUUAGGGCAUUGCAGUCUGUAUAGGGAACACAAUCACGUGCUCACGCCACCACCUACCUUCUUGCGCGUGCAGGGGAAGAAGUACGUGGUGAAUGGGUUUGAGCGCACGGCCUUCAAGGGCUACUUUGGCCUGCUGCUGGCCGUGCAGCGGCAGCCCGUGGUGGUUCACAUCGAGGCCUCCGCUGACUCCUUCAUUCAGUACAACGGGGUGAGAACCCCAUCCAGUGCAAUGGGGUAUGACGGGCUGCAAAAGUAUCAGGACCCCGGCUGCUACACGGGCAACCUCAACCACGUCGUACUCGUUACAGGCUACCUCAUGCUAGGCACUGACGACAGCCGGCCGCACAUCUUUGCGCCGUUCUGGCUCAUCCGCAACUCGUGGGGGUCACAGUGGGGCGACAACGGGUACAUGCGCAUGGGCAUAGAGGCCGGGAGGGGAUGGCGUGUGUGGCAUCAACGUGCUGCCUGGCAUCUACCCCAACGUCAAGUGUGA
Molecule: messenger RNA, 2202 nt
Organism: Closterium sp. Yama58-4
Lineage: Eukaryota; Viridiplantae; Streptophyta; Zygnematophyceae; Desmidiales; Closteriaceae
Source: the annotation of a GenBank genome assembly